This is a messenger RNA of Acaromyces ingoldii, 1284 nucleotides long. RefSeq lists its product as hypothetical. Gene Ontology annotation, cellular component: mitochondrion. Bases 1 to 1284 code for a protein of 427 amino acids. Lineage: Eukaryota; Fungi; Basidiomycota; Exobasidiomycetes; Exobasidiales; Cryptobasidiaceae. Gene Ontology annotation, molecular function: L-aspartate:2-oxoglutarate transaminase activity; pyridoxal phosphate binding. The transcript is spliced from 2 exons. Gene Ontology annotation, biological process: L-aspartate catabolic process; biosynthetic process. The record is from RefSeq and is a predicted model, not a curated record.
AUGCUUGCCCUCUGCAGCAGCACGACGACCCGCACGCUCGCGCGCACCUCGCCUGCGCUCCUGUGCCGCGCGGGCAGCACCUGGGCGCACGUCCAGUCGGGACCGCCAGACCCGAUCCUGGGCGUCACCGAGGCCUUUAAGCGCGACCAGGACCCGCGCAAGAUCAACCUGGGCGUGGGCGCAUACCGCGACGAGAACGGCAAGCCGUACGUGCUGCCGUCGGUGCGCAAGGCCGAGGAGCUCAUCCUCUCCCAAAAGGGCGACAAGGAGUACCUGCCCAUCACUGGUCUGGCCGACUUUACCAAGAACGCAGCCAAGCUGGCGUACGGCGCCGACAGCAAGCCGCUGCUCGAGGACCGCAUCGCCAUCACGCAGUCCAUCUCGGGCACCGGUGCGCUGCGCAUCGGCGGCGCCUUUCUCCAGCGCCACUACCCGCACUCCAAGACCAUCUACCUGCCGACGCCGAGCUGGGGCAACCACACGCCCACGUUCCGCGACAGCGGCCUCGAGGUCAAGCAGUACCGCUACUACAACAAGGACACCGUCGGCCUCGACCUCGAGGGCCUGCUCGCCGACCUGCGUGCGGCACCGAACCAGUCGAUCAUCCUCCUCCACGCCUGCGCCCACAACCCCACGGGCGUGGACCCGACGCAUGAGCAGUGGAAGCAGAUUGCCGAUGUGAUGCGCGAAAAGGACCACUUUCCCUUCUUCGACAUGGCCUACCAGGGCUUUGCCAGCGGCGACACGGACCGUGACGCCUAUGCGGUGCGCUACUUUGUCGAGCAGGGCUUCCAAAUUGCCCUGUCGCAGAGCUUUGCCAAGAACAUGGGCCUGUACGGCGAGCGCGUGGGCGCAUUCAGCCUCGUCACGGCCGACGCCGACGAAAAGGCGCGCGUCGACUCGCAGAUCAAGAUCCUCGUGCGGCCCCUGUACUCGAACCCGCCGGUGCACGGCGCACGCAUCGCCGGCAGCAUCCUCGCCGACGCCGCCCUCAACAAGCAGUGGCUUGGCGAGGUCAAGGGCAUGGCAGACCGCAUCAACGGGAUGCGCACCCAGCUCCGCGGCCUCCUCGUCGACGACCUCGGCAGCAAGCAGAACUGGGACCACAUCACCAACCAGAUUGGCAUGUUUGCCUUCCUGGGCAUCAACCCGGGCCAGGUCGACAAGCUCAUCAGCGAGCACCACGUCUACCUCACAAAGGACGGCCGCAUCAGCGUCGCCGGCAUCACGCCCCACAACGUCAAGCACCUCGCCCAGUCGCUCCACAGCGUCACGUCGUCGUAG